Macrosiphum euphorbiae (potato aphid) is the source of this 1626-nucleotide messenger RNA. The record is from the annotation of a GenBank genome assembly. Lineage: Eukaryota; Metazoa; Arthropoda; Insecta; Hemiptera; Aphididae.
AUGGCAGGCGGCGUCAUACUCGAGAACUUGAGCGGAAAAAAGCUGUUCGUGCUCGUAUCAUCGUUGCUCUUUUGCCAGCUCGCGUGUUUCCUGAUCGGCGGACUCGUAGCUCCGACACCGUCCGCCACCGAUAUGGUGUUGGCCACAAAGUGUUUGUACAACGACAGCAAUCCUUGGUCGUACAUCAGGGGUGAUGGAAAAUGCUUCUCAUACCAGUCAGACAUAUACAAAGAUAGCCCUGUCGCCAACACGAUGGCCAAUGACAUUGUAUUCACUUUUCAGAUACCUACUCCACGCGAUGGUCAGACAUUGGAUUAUUCUCGAUGGCAACAGUAUCUCAUAGGAGUCCUCAAUUUUGACAUUGAGUAUCAUAUUGACACUAAAAUGGAUCGUAAUCUUGAGUUAACGCUAGAUACCAAACUUGGCUAUCGUAAUGUGGGCGACAAGGAUGGAGAUUGGAAAUUAUUUGCUACUUCUGUUGAGAAGCGUAAUCUUGAUUGUAUUUCAGAAGAGAAAAUAGAUGGUCAUAAUUAUCAAUGUGGAUUGGUACCACUUUUUGAACUCGGAUCAUUACAUCAUGAUUAUUAUUUAAUCAACAUAAAAAUACCAGUAGAUGAGGAAAAUGGAAUAAACUUUGGUUUAGGACAUCUAAAAGAUGUUUGGCUUGUGGUUAUUAAUCAAAAUGGCGGUUUUACCAGUGUAUGGCUUUACAUGAAGACAAUAUUUUUCCCAUUUAUUGUUGCAAUAAUGAUAUGGUUCUGGAACAGAGUUCAUAUGCUGGCCCGUAAACCAGUUUUGCUUGAACGCAUGUUGAUGACUAUCGGUUUUGCACUAACUCUUUUGAAUCUUCCUGUUGAAUUUUUGACAUUAAGUUAUGAUAUGCCAUUUAUGUUGCUUUUGCAAGAUAUAAGACAAGGUAUAUUUUAUGCCGCAUUACUUUCAUUUUGGUUGAUUUUUGCUGGUGAACAUCUUAUGAUCCAGGAUUCUCAACAAAAAAAUCUGCAGACAUAUUGGAAACAUUUAAGUGCAGUUGCUGUUGGUUGUAUUUCACUUUUUGUAUUUGACAUAUGUGAAAGAGGAGCACAAUUAAAGAAUCCUUUUUACUCCAUAUGGGCUACCAAUACUGGCACAAAUUUAGCUUUAACGUUUAUAAUAUUAGCAGCAAUAUCUGGUGGCAUGUACUUUUUAUUCUUAUCAUACAUGAUAUGGAAAGUUUUCUGUAAUAUAAGUGCUCGAAGGUCAGCAUUGCCAUCUAUGUCAAAUGCUCGGAGGUUACAUUAUGAAGGCAGUAUUUAUAGAUUUAAAUUUUUGAUGAUAGCUACACUAUUAUGUGCUGCCUUAACCGUAAUUGGAUUCAUAUUGGGACAGGCUUCAGAAGGACAUUGGAAAUGGAACGAAACUAAUAAUCUAAACUAUGCAUCAGCGUUUUUGGUUGGAGUCUAUGGAAUGUGGAAUAUUUAUAUAUUUGCACUGAUUGUUCUUUACUCUCCUUCUCAUAAGCACUGGCCAUCAGAAAUUGAUGUGAACAACAGUUCCAGUGACACAAUUGAAUUUAGCCGUCUUCCUACUGAGCCAACAGAAAUGUCAUCUCUGGCUUCAUUCUCUAGGAAAUCUGCUUUUGACUGA